This is a messenger RNA of Penicillium hordei, 549 nucleotides long. Its product is annotated as acetoacetate decarboxylase family protein. Lineage: Eukaryota; Fungi; Ascomycota; Eurotiomycetes; Eurotiales; Aspergillaceae. The record is from RefSeq and is a predicted model, not a curated record. The transcript has a single exon. Bases 1 to 549 code for a protein of 182 amino acids. Gene Ontology annotation, molecular function: lyase activity.
AUGCUGGUCGACUAUGGCAUAGGCACCCUCGGCACCUGCAAGGAGUAUGUUCACUCUGUCGAAGUGACUUACAAAGGCAAAGUGUUCGACUACUGUCUCUCUGUGAUACUGGACAAUGAAUCCGCCGUCGUCUGCGGCCGUGAACAAUGGGGCUCCCCGAAACGUUUCGGGCACGUUUUUAUCAACAUGCACACCGGGUCCCACAUAAUACAGGGCCAUGCCGAGAGACCGCUAGGACAGAAACUUGUCAAUUUCAAUUUUGCGCCCUCGCGUCUCCUCCCUGCUGUGUCAAAGACCAUCUCGGCAUCAAAUCUUCGCGUCAUCCCCUCGCCGCUGGCAAAUCAUCCGCCAUCGGUCAAGGAACUAGUGCCCGCCACCAUUGACUUUGAAGCAAAAGAGGUCUGGUUUGGGACCGGGUCUCUCUCUUUUCCCGAACCCUCCGCGUUCGAUCCUCUACAUGAACUCGAAAUUCUCCACUACGAGUCAUCUGUGAUGAUCCGUGGAGCGACGUGUGUGCUCAACCACCCUACUGAGGUGUUUCGGUUGUAA